CCUUCGUUCAUUGCAAUCCCCUCUCGCUCGUUCCCUGAUUUCCAAGCUCGACUUCUCUUGCCGUCCACCUGGCAAUGGUGUAGCGCCACCGCGAGCGCAUCUAGGCGCAUCAACCGUUUGACCUCCAACCGCCUCGAUGCGAGCGGUACUGCCGGGGAGGCCCCAAACGAAGCUCCAGUCUUUCAGCACGGCGCUGUGGGAUGGUCUUCGCAUCGUUGUGUACAUCUCUGGCCAUGCACUGGUGAUCCUCGGCGGUCCGCACCAGCUUCUACAAACCAUCUAUGUCGACGAUACCGACGCCCUGGAGGCGGUCACUAUAGAUGAAGUCUCUGGAAAGAUUGCCGUGUGUGGUGGACCGGACGUGUUUAUAUAUCAACCAUAUGGAAUUCAGCAUGAAACAUUGAAGUGGUCUCUAGUGCAAACAUUUCGCAGCGACGACGACAAUGAGACGAUCCGUACCCUGUCAUGGGGCUCUUCCGACGAGCUGCUUCUGGGCAACUCACACCUCACCCUUUGGUUUUUGAACGAUAACCCGCGUCAAGUGUGGAAGCAGAAGCUGGCGAACCCGGUCAAGUUUGCGCGAUUCUCGCCCGACGCGACUUUGUUAGUCACCACGGGGCAUUACGAUCGCAUGUUGAAAGUAUGGCGACGGCUCGCGUUCGGUACUGAUAUUCGGUUCGAGGUCUCGUAUCUUCCCCACCCGACCGUCAUCACCGGGAUACAUUGGCGGAGACCCUACCAUCGGGAGCAAUCUAUGGACAACGUGUUCUAUACCUUGUGCGCGGACAAUAAGAUUCGGGUGUGGGCGACCAUCGAUCACCAUGCUCCGGCUGCCCUACAACUAUGGGCGCAAAUCGACAUGGCUACCUCGGUUCAGCCAAGGCAUGCAACAGACAAAAGCGACACAACCCGCCGGUAUGGGUUUAUCGUUGACAGCCGGGACUUUUGCAUGGCCACGGAGCGAGCUGUGCAGAGGAGUACGGGGAAUAAGGAUAAUCACACGCUGGAGCAUAUCAUUGAAGUUGCGAACAAGAGCCCGGAAGUUUGCGUGGUGAUAGAUGGACAAGGGCAUAUGUCGGCCUGGGCCUUGGAAGAUGUUGGGUCCAAGGCCAAAUCCGAACUGAACAUGUUCAAUAUCUUGCAUGUGGAAGGGUUGAAUUUCGCUUUGAUGCCUGGUAUCUCCCAGGAAGAAGACUAUGCGCAGCUGUAUGCAUUUCAAGGUGCAGAGCCGGGCGACUCGAUCAGUGUCUUGGUCCAUCAUUUCGACGGCCGAAUUGAGUGGUUUGACUCGCCAGUUGAUGUGCUCUUCGAUCCCGCGCCGCGCCAAAACCGGGUCGCCAUGAAGGCGUCUUGGACCGGACACAACGGGCCUAUUAAGAAGAUCGUUCGUAAUGCUAUUGGUCAUACGCUUGCCUCGCGCACGGAUGAUAACAAGGCGUUGAUCUGGAGACAAAAGCAACGAGACAAUGGCACGGUGCUUCUUCGCCAGAGCUCGUUGUUCUCCAAGGAACAUAUCCAUCGCAGCUGUGUGCUCGAAGAUGGAGACUUUCUCGUCAACCUCCAUCACAAUGCGAUUUCCUUUUGGGAUAUUCGCCCAUUCCAUGCCAAAAAGCUGGCCGCUACGACCUUUCAACUAUCAAGCAAACCGCUAUGUGUCUUGCCGAUUCCUACUGCCGAAAAGAACGGGGUAGUAUAUGUAGCAACGAUCGGGGCGAGCAUGGAUGGAAUCGCCUGGGAGUUUCGACUGCCAACUGCCGAGCAAACCAAUGGGAAGGCCGAUGGUGCUCCCUGUCAGCUCCGGAAAUUCUGUACUUUCCAUCUGGGCCUGGAUGAAGACAUGGCUUACAUCUUGCCUGUCGAUCCAGCCGGCCGCAAAGCGGAAAUGUCUGGAUUCUUUGAUCUCUUCUCGCCCGAUAUAGCGCUAUCAUAUACCAAGACUGGUAUUGUCCGAACAUGGACGGCCAAGAUCGAAAGGGAAAAGAGUCGCGUUGAAUGGCUUUUGACUUCGACGGUCGAGACGGGCAUUACGAAUCCGACCCUUGCCAGCGGAAGCUCCAUCAGGAAAGCUGCUCUGGUGGAUGAAGACCGUACGCAUCUGACGAUCUGGGAUAUGAACGAUGCGCAGCUCGAAUUCGAGGACCAUUUCUCGCAAGGCGAAAUCAUCCGUGACCUUGACUGGACAUCGACUCCCGACAUGCAGUCAAUCCUAGCCGUUGGCUUUCCUCAUAAAGUCAUUUUACUAUCCCAACUUCGUUAUGACUACCUUGACUCGCGUCCGUCGUGGACGCAGAUCCGCGAGAUCUGGAUUCGCGAUCUCACCCCUCAUCCGAUCGGCGAUUCAUGCUGGCUUAGCAAUGGCUGCCUUGCCAUCGGAGCUGGGAACCAACUCUUCGUCUAUGGAAAUGAUAUAGACUCUGCGGAUCACCUGGUCACUCAGCUGCGCAUUCCAGCUCGCGGGUCACCUACGGUUGACCUCUUUGAGAUUGUCAGCCGGCUGAAUGGGCCGCUGCCUGUUUUCCACCCGCAAUUCCUGGCUCAGUGCAUCCUGAGCGGCAAGAACAAUCUGGUGCACGCUGUCCUCAUGAAUCUCCAUCGCAAACUCAAGUUCCACACGGAAGGUGAUGACGUCGAUGGCUUCUUGGACAUGCCUUUGGAGGAUUUCUACGCGGAACAUGAUACCCCGCAAAGAGCCACAUCCAAAGAGAUGAAUUCCUCAUAUGCGGACCUUUCUCUGGAGGAUGAGUCAACAGUAGUGGAUGAAAAUACAGCUGUAAUGCUCAACGAGAACCUGGCACGUUUCGCUCUGCCCCAGCUUUCUAGUCAAGAGCAAUUUCGUCUUGUGGACACGAUCGAGUGCGUUGCGACUGUUGAGAAGCAUCGGCGCUCAAUGGAUGACAACGCUGCUCGAUAUCUUCUCUUCUUCCGGCAGCAUAUGCUGCGCAGGAGCCAAGGCGUGGCGAACAAGGACACGGUUUCCUGGCGAGAAAUAGUCUGGGCUUUCUAUAGCGGCAGCCAGGACAUCUUAGUCGACCUUGUGUCUCGACAGUUCAGCGGAAAGCUGACGUGGAAGGCGGCUAGAGAGAGCGGGAUGUUCAUGUGGCUGUCUAACGCUGCUGCCGUGCGAACGCAACUGGAGGUCGUUGCCCGGAAUGAGUAUACCAAAAGCGAAGACAAGAACCCGAUCGACUGCUCACUGUACUACCUCGCCUUGAAGAAGAAGAACGUUCUUCAGGGUCUGUGGCGAAUGGCGCAUGGACAUCGCGAGCAAGGUGCAACGCAACGACUGCUUUCCAACAACUUUCAGGAACAGCGAUGGAAGACGGCGGCUUUGAAGAACGCAUAUGCCUUGCUUGGAAAGCGAAGAUUUGAAUAUGCUGCCACGUUCUUCCUUCUUGCCGACCAUUUGCGUGAUGCUGCUCUAGUCUGCAUAAACCAAGUCGGCGACCUUCAGCUGGCCAUUGCCAUUACGCGUGCGUACGAGGGAGAUGACGGUCCGGUUCUGAAGGAAAUCCUGGAAGAGAAGGUCCUGCCUGAGGCUGCUUCUGACGGCAACCGGUGGAUGGCUUCGUGGGCUUUUUGGAUGCUGGGACGUCGAGGACCGGCAGUUCGGUCGCUGAUUUCCCCCGUCGAGUCACUUAUCCCCGAGACUCCUGCAUCUCCAGGCAGCCCCGGAAUAAUCCCCCUACAAGCCAAGUCAUAUUUAUCCAACGACCCCGCAUUAGUCGUUCUAUACAAACAACUGCGCGAAAAGACGCUACAAACAUUGAAAGGUGCAUCGAAAGUGUCCGCGCAAGCAGAGUGGAGUUUCGUCAUCCGCAACGCCCGUCUAUAUGACCGCAUGGGCUGUGAUCUACUUGCUCUCGAUUUAGUACGUCACUGGGAGUUCCUGGGCGGACCUCCCUCGCCUCAACCAGCUAAAGACACACCGCUCGAGCUGCAGGACGACGGCGUUGAUUAUCGCAAGAUGCUGCGACGACGUAGUAGUCUGGUGGUUGCGGAUCUGCCGAUCAAGGAUGGUCUGCGGCAGAGUAUCCAGGCGGCUGUGGCGCCGAAACCGAAGCCGAAACCACCGCCGACGACGUUCCAAGAGCCGGAUGCCAAUUCUUUACUUGAUAGUUUUGGGUUCUAGCCUGUUUCAGUGGCAUGACUGUAUGGUUAACAGUGCAUAUGUCUGGCUGGCUUAGUUGAUUUGCUGUAGUUACAGCCAUAUCGAAUGUUCUUUCCACCUUCCUGUAUAAUAUUUCUAUGCCGUAUGGAUUCCAGUCACAUACCCAGCACCCAACUUUAAGUGUAUC
Aspergillus sclerotioniger CBS 115572 is the source of this 4295-nucleotide messenger RNA. Its product is annotated as WD repeat protein. Gene Ontology annotation, molecular function: protein binding. Gene Ontology annotation, biological process: vacuolar acidification. Gene Ontology annotation, cellular component: RAVE complex. The record is from RefSeq and is a predicted model, not a curated record. The transcript has 7 exons. The coding region runs from base 137 to 4129 and encodes 1330 amino acids. NCBI's taxonomy places the organism in Eukaryota, Fungi, Ascomycota, Eurotiomycetes, Eurotiales, Aspergillaceae.